Molecule: messenger RNA, 2139 nt
Organism: Rodentolepis nana
Lineage: Eukaryota; Metazoa; Platyhelminthes; Cestoda; Cyclophyllidea; Hymenolepididae
Source: the annotation of a GenBank genome assembly
AUGAAAGUGAGCCAAGAGUUUUUCCUCAGGUUGGUUGCAAUUCCUGAAAUGAUGGAGGCCUGUGACAAAUAUGGAAUAAAGAAGACGGUCAGUCAAUUCGUAAUUCCCUUCUCUGCAACCUUGAAGGGUGAUGGUGCCGGUGUGUUCCAAGCGGUUGCCUGCGUAUUCAUUGCUCAACUCACUGGAUUUGAUCUUACAAUUGGAACCUACGUGCUCAUUGCGCUUCUGACGGGUUUCGCGACUCUCGCUAUUCCAAUGGUUCCCAGUGCCAGUAUCAUAAUCAUCAUUACAAUCCUAUCAUCUCUUGGCGCCAAUACCGCAGCAGUAUCGCUCUUGUUCGCCGUCGAAUGGAUCAUUACUACUGAAAUGGUGUUUUCUACUCUUUAUCAAGUAGCAUCGACUCAUUAUAAUUUUACAUCUAUGUCCCUAAUUCCUUUUGAAUUUUCCUUUUGCAGGGAUCGGUGCCGAUCGGGUUCAAUCGGUUAUGGCCACCUGUAUGCUGCUGCAUUUACCCAAUCCGUUGCUAUAGGCCGACGCACAGAGGGUAAAGAUAUUGAAGAGGAGAUGGAAGAAUUCACUGAAUACGAAGUUGAUGACGGUGUAAUAAGUUUCAUGCCAAUAGCACCAGUCAAAAGCCACGAAUUGGGUACGCACAAUCACUUCUUCCAACCUACGUCACACCAUACCUCACAAAAGAACACCCUCGUCAUGCCAAUGAAGGAGCUACGUUCGCUGGAAAACGUGGGAAAAAUGUCAGAAGUGUGGUCGACAGAAGACGGUGUUGAAGUGGCGGAAAAGGAGCCCACGACAUGUGGACAGAAAUUCCUGAAAGGCAUGCGAGAUAAUCUCUUCACGAUUUUGACACUCAUCGGUGUGGCCAUUGGCUUUGGAAUUGGCUUUGGCGUUGGUUCUACGCAUCCAUCACAAACGGCAAUUACAUGGAUAAAAAUGAUUGGUGAUAUUUACAUUCGAUUGCUUCAGCUUACAAUAUUGCCUGUUAUUGCUGCAAAUAUCAUAGUUGUUAUGGCAAGAAUGGAGCCAAAGAAAAAUGGAAAAAUGGGUUUUGCCGCAAUUGGAUUUGUCAUUGGAUUUGAUAUUAUCAGUGGAGCAAUCGGUGUCAUUACAGCAGUCGCUAUCGGUCCGGGAUUGUCAACGCAGCUUACAACUAAUACAACUGAAGAGGAGGGUCCAAAUGAUGCCCCAGUGACAACCUCUGAUGUUUUUGCUGAUCUAUUCUUAAACAUCUUUCCGGACAAUAUUGUCAGUUUAACAAUUUAUCAGCAUUUUAAUCUACUUUCAGGUUUAAUUUUUACAACAAUCGCUUUUGGCAUUGCUGCCGGUGCCUCAGGCAAAGCAGGAGAGGUUUUCGUCAACUUCUUCGAAGCUCUUGGAAAUGUGGUUCUGAUUCUCAUGCGCUGGUUCCUUCAAGCUACUCCUGUUGGAGUUUGUUUCAUGGUUGCUGGUGCUGUUGUCGGGUUGGAUGACGUCGCUGGAACAUUCCAAGGUCUAGGUCUCUUUAUGGCCACAGUAUUGGUUGGCUUAGCUGUACAUAUGAUCCUUCAGAUAAUCGUCUACUCGAUUGCUUCAUUUAGGAACCCGUUCAAACUCGUGUGGAUGGGUUUCCGAGUCACCUUUCUCGCAUUUAUCACCACCUCACCGGUCAUUGCUAUUCCGGAAAUGUUGGAAACUUGCGAUAAAUAUGGCAUAUCAAAGAAAGUCAGCCGGUUUGUGAUUCCAUUUUCAGCUGCUCUCAAAGGUGACGCCUCGGGGGUGUUCCAAGCCAUUGCCUGCGUCUUUAUCGCGCAGAUGACUCACUACGAACUGACAGUCGGCACUUACGUAAUUAUUGCGCUUUUGACGGGUUUUGCCACUCUUGCGAUUCCGAACGUUCCAAGUUCGAGCAUCAUCAUUAUCAUCACAAUCCUCUCAUCGAUUGGUGUGAGCACUGCGGAAGUAUCGCUUCUCUUUGCAGUUGAAUGGCUUAUGGAUCGUUGCCGUUCGGGUUCAAUCGGUUUGGGUCAUCUGUUUGCGGCAGCCUUCACCCAUUCAGUGGCAAUUGGUAGGCGAACAGAAGGUCAAAAUAUUGAUGAUGAUGAUGAUGAUUGGAAAAUUGAAAAAGAGGAAUUCACAGAACAAUAG